This is a messenger RNA of Myotis lucifugus (little brown bat), 2076 nucleotides long. RefSeq names its product solute carrier family 25 member 3 (gene SLC25A3). NCBI's taxonomy places the organism in Eukaryota, Metazoa, Chordata, Mammalia, Chiroptera, Vespertilionidae. Bases 956 to 1897 code for a protein of 313 amino acids. The record is from RefSeq and is a predicted model, not a curated record. Gene Ontology annotation, molecular function: phosphate transmembrane transporter activity. Gene Ontology annotation, cellular component: mitochondrial inner membrane. The transcript has 7 exons. Gene Ontology annotation, biological process: mitochondrial phosphate ion transmembrane transport.
UUUGAUCUGGCCUUAAUUUCCUUCUGCAAAGCACUCCCUCCUCCGUUAGGUGUUGGCCCAGGAUAGUGUGGGAUAACGGGGUCUCAAUGCGGCUGGUGGAGGCGGCGAGGUGCAGCCUCAGAUAUCUGGGCCGUAGAAAGGACGUCAUUGGUAUAGGAUCCCUUAGGUCUUAUUUCUGGGGAUUCUUGGUGGUUAGACGCCAUUUAAAUGAAUUGUGUGAGACCUGAAAACGAACUCGUAACUCCAGCACGGUGACAUCGUACCUGUAAAAUCUCAGGUCUGUUUUUCUUAAAUCGGGUAUGUGUUUCUGUUGCUGAGCCUUUAGUGUGGGUAGGAAACCCUCUCCCUAGCAUUCCGUCCUUCCAUUUCGGAAGGGAAAGCUAGCGCCCUUGGCGUAGUCCAUGGGCUUGAGGGCAGGAAUGGAUGUUUCCCCAGCUGUGUGCGCUGUGGGAAUCCGUAAGUGGGGGUGGGACUGGUCAGUGGCUGGGGUCAACCUAGGAUUUGGCAAGCGGAGUGCUCCUUCCGAGUUUGAUUUGUACUCUGAAGUGCGUUCUUACCAGCGAUUAAUGAUUGGAAGUUUGAUUUUAAUCAUUAAUGUAGGAAACUUUUUUUUCUCACAGAUGGGAUCUUCAUCAUCUUUUGGUGAUUGUUUUAAUUGUGACCGUGAAUUUCUUGUUACUCGAGCUAGGUGGAAACUCACCUUUCAACUUAAUUGUAAACAGGUGGCCAGAGCUAUUCAGUUGCGAUAGUACAAUUAUUUCACAGGGAAACAGUUCUCUUCAUUCCCAUGGCCUUCGUCAUCUGAAGAAAUACUUAUUUGAUUUUUUUUUUUUCCCCAAUCAGAGGAGUAUAGCUGUGACUAUGGAUCUGGCAGAUUCUUUAUCCUUUGUGGAAUUGGAGGAAUUAUUAGCUGUGGCACAACACAUACAGCAUUGGUUCCUCUAGAUCUGGUUAAAUGCAGAAUGCAGAGUACAGUUGUGAAUAUGGCUCCAUGAAGUUUUAUGCACUGUGUGGCUUUGGUGGGGUCUUAAGUUGUGGUAUCACACACACCGCCGUCGUUCCUCUGGAUUUAGUGAAAUGCCGUAUGCAGGUGGACCCCCAGAAGUAUAAAGGCAUAUUUAAUGGAUUCUCAGUUACACUUAAAGAGGAUGGUGUUCGUGGUUUGGCUAAAGGAUGGGCUCCAACUUUCAUUGGCUACUCUAUGCAGGGACUCUGCAAAUUUGGCUUUUAUGAAGUCUUCAAAGUCUUUUAUAGCAACAUGCUUGGAGAGGAAAACACCUAUCUCUGGCGCACAUCACUGUAUUUGGCCGCCUCUGCCAGUGCUGAAUUCUUUGCUGACAUUGCCCUGGCUCCUAUGGAAGCUGCUAAGGUUCGAAUUCAAACCCAACCAGGUUAUGCCAACACUCUAAGGGAUGCAGCUCCCAAAAUGUAUAAGGAAGAAGGCUUAAAUGCAUUCUACAAGGGGGUUGCUCCUCUGUGGAUGAGACAGAUACCAUACACCAUGAUGAAGUUCGCCUGCUUUGAACGUACUGUUGAAGCAUUGUACAAGUUUGUGGUUCCUAAGCCCCGAAGUGAAUGUACCAAGGGAGAGCAGCUGAUUGUAACAUUUGUGGCAGGUUACAUAGCUGGAGUCUUCUGUGCAAUUGUUUCUCACCCUGCUGAUUCUGUGGUGUCUGUGUUGAAUAAAGAGAAGGGUAGCACUGCUACUCAGGUCCUCCAGAGACUUGGAUUUAAAGGUGUGUGGAAGGGACUCUUUGCCCGUAUCAUCAUGAUCGGCACUCUGACUGCACUACAGUGGUUCAUCUAUGACUCCGUGAAGGUCUACUUCAGGCUCCCUCGCCCUCCUCCACCUGAGAUGCCAGAGUCUCUGAAGAAGAAGCUUGGAUUAACUGAGUAGAUAGAUCAAUGCACAUAUGGACUGAAUCUGCUUUUGGUCAGUGUUGACGGAAGUGCUAAAGGAACUUUUAUAUAUUUGACAGUGUAGGAAAUCGUCUAUUCCUGAUAUAAUUACUGUAGUACUCUUGCUUAAGGCACGAGUUUCAAAUUUGCUGUUGAAAUAAAUCCAAUUGGUCAUGA